Molecule: messenger RNA, 1388 nt
Organism: Phoenix dactylifera (date palm)
Lineage: Eukaryota; Viridiplantae; Streptophyta; Magnoliopsida; Arecales; Arecaceae
Product: myb-related protein Hv33
Source: RefSeq, a predicted model, not a curated record
UCUCCUAACUCAAGUCCCCCACUGUUGCCAACCUCUUUUCAGAAUUUUCUUUUUUUAUUCAGUCGUUUCCUAUAAUUGAAGAUACCUUGAAUCGCAAUCCAUUGCAAUGCAAGAACAUCAAAGCCUUGCUUAAAAACCACUUGAUUGUUUCACCUUCCUGUGUUCCUUUCUCUUUCUUUCUGUCAAACCGCAUCGAAGCUCAUCCACAGAUCCUGUCACCCAGAAUUCUCGGUCGUUUAUUCGGAGGAAUGGGACGGCGUUCCUGCUGUCCGAAGCAGAAGCUAAGGAAAGGGCUGUGGUCUCCUGAAGAAGAUGAGAAGCUCUACAAUCACAUCAUCAGAUAUGGGAUUGGCUGUUGGAGCUCUGUGCCCAAACUAGCAGGAUUGCAAAGAUGUGGGAAGAGCUGUAGACUGAGGUGGAUAAAUUACUUGAGGCCAGACCUCAAGAGGGGCAACUUCUCACAGCAAGAAGAGGGCUUGAUCAUAGGCCUGCAUGAGAUUUUGGGCAAUAGGUGGUCUCAAAUUGCAUCCCACUUGCCAGGAAGAACAGAUAAUGAGAUCAAGAACUUCUGGAACUCGUGCCUCAAAAAGAAGCUUCGGCAGAGGGGGAUCGACCCGAGCACGCACAAGCCACUGAGUGAGAAAGAAGCACCAGGGGAAAAGCCUGGUUUGAACAAUUCAAUCAGUAGUGGUUCCACAGAGCAUCUGCCGGUGAAGCCGGUUUUUGAUCCUUUCCCCUUGAUUGAUAUCCAGGUGGGUAUCGAUGCCACGGAGACUAAUUCGAACCUUUACGACCAAAUUCAGCAAGCUUUUAGGCCUUUUAACCAGAAUGAGUUGUUAAACAGCUCAGGAUUUUGUGAUUAUAGUAGUGUCUUGGAUGUUUCGGAGAAUUAUGGCUAUGGGGAGAGCUCAAGUAACAGUAGUAAUUGGAACUGCAAUGUAGGAACAGACAUGAACAAUGUGUUGGGAACUGAGGUUCUGAAUUGGGCUUCUGACAACAAGGUAGACUCAUUAACUCAGUUGCAGACCAAUGGGAUGGAAACUUUUGAAGGGAAGAUUAGUCCAUGGCAUAAGAACCAGCACCAUGCACAGAGUACAGAAGAUUACAGUGGCUGUCCGAUUAGGUCGCUGUCUCGAGACCUGUCAGAGGCCUGCUUUGAUAUACCUCAAGGGGAAUUGGCAAAUGAAUUCAAUGUGGAUUUCUUUUGAGUUCUUCAUAUUCUCCUGCCCUCCCUCCCUCUCUCAUAUAUCUUGAAAUCAUUGGAAAAAAUUGUGAAUGAUAGAGGUGGAACUUUUUGUCUGUAUUUUGCUUCAAUUUCUUUGCUUUUUCUCCACUGUAUUAUGGCUAUAGAGGAACAAAUAAUGUUACAGGGGUGUGCUCACAUUACA